UAAACAUACUAAAUCUACCUUCAUAACACUGGAGAGUUUUUCAUAAUGUCAACACGAAAACUGUUCUCUCUUUUCUCAAAGCCACUUUUUCGAUGUCAGUCACCACUGCAUUUGACAUCAAGAUGUUCCUCGUAUUUUCCUGUAAACGAUGCUUUAUUUGGUCUGACGCCAGAGCAAAAGCAGUUAAGGCAGACAGUAUUUCAGUUUUGCGAAAAAGAACUUGCACCAAAAGCUGAUGAGAUUGACAAAACUAAUGACUUCAAAGACAUAAAGGAUUUUUGGAGAAAAUGUGGAGAACUUGGAUUAAUGGGAAUUACUGCACCUUCACAGUAUGGUGGAACAGAGGGAACAUAUCUAGAUCAUUGUCUUGUGAUGGAGGAAAUGAGUAGAUUCUCAGCAGCCAUUGCAUUAAGCUAUGGAGCUCAUUCCAAUUUGUGUGUCAACCAGCUUGUCCGAAAUGGCAGUGAGGCCCAAAAAGAAAAAUACUUACCAGAGUUGAUCUCAGGUGAAAAAGUAGGGGCCCUAGCUAUGAGUGAACCUAAUGCAGGAUCUGAUGUUGUGUCAAUGAAAUUGAAAGCAGAGAAACAAGGAGAUUACUAUGUACUAAAUGGCACAAAGUUUUGGAUAACAAAUGGACCUGAUGCUGAUACUCUUAUUGUGUAUGCCAAGACUGAUUUAUCUGCUGCUCCUCAACAUGGAAUUACAGCCUUCAUUGUGGAAAAGGGAAUGCCUGGUUUUAGUACAGGGAUCAAGCUUGACAAGCUUGGAAUGAGGGGCUCAAAUACAUCAGAAUUAAUAUUUGAAGACUGUAAAGUUCCAGUGAGCAAUGUGUUGGGGAAGGAAGGUCAAGGUGUAUACAUAUUAAUGUCGGGGUUGGACAUAGAGAGGACUCUGGGUUCCGCCGGCCCACUAGGAAUAAUGCAGGCAUGUUGUGAUGUUGCUUUUGCUUAUGCACACCAAAGAGAAGCUUUUGGAGAAAAAAUUGGAUCUUUUCAGAUGAUCCAAGCAAAGAUGGCCAACAUGUAUACUACACUUAAUGCAUCUCGAUCCUAUGUUUAUAACGUGGCUCAUUCACUGGACAGAGGAGAAAGACAAAACAAUGAUUGUGCGGCAGUGAUCUUGUACACAGCUGAGGCAGCUACACAGAUGGCACUGAAUGCCAUCCAGAUACUUGGUGGAAAUGGUUACAUUAAUGAUUACCCAACUGGACGCUUCCUGAGGGAUGCUAAGCUAUACGAGAUUGGAGCAGGAACCAGUGAAGUCAGGCGACUAAUCAUUGGACGAGCUAUAAACGCCCACUAUAAAUAAUCCGUCAUUUCACAGGAACCCAAAGCUAGUCUGUGAUUCUAUCAGUAUUUCGCUCGCAUGUAAACAAUACAUUGUCAUUGCAUUCACUUUUUAUGAAAAGAUGUCAGUUAUUUAUUCAUGUAUAGCCAUGUCAAGAAAGAAGUUGAAUACAAUCAGAAGGUACUCGGAGAACUGGCAUAAGCUCUUGACCAUUUACCAGUAUACAUCAGUGCUGUAUGUUAGAACAACAAAAAUGAACAUUCAAUACAUCAAGAUUUUACUGCUAUUGUAAAAUAAACUAUGAUCAUGUUUUCACAGCUUGCUGUGUUGAUUUAAGCAAUUUGUUGAUCAAAUAAAAUAAAAGUCAUAA
Molecule: messenger RNA, 1657 nt
Organism: Magallana angulata
Lineage: Eukaryota; Metazoa; Mollusca; Bivalvia; Ostreida; Ostreidae
Product: isovaleryl-CoA dehydrogenase, mitochondrial-like
Exons: 12
Coding region: 46-1308 (420 amino acids)
Biological process (GO): L-leucine catabolic process
Cellular component (GO): mitochondrion
Molecular function (GO): 3-methylbutanoyl-CoA dehydrogenase activity; flavin adenine dinucleotide binding
Source: RefSeq, a predicted model, not a curated record